CCAAACGUCACAGUUUCACCAGAAGUAAUAACCGUCGUCGAAGGGAGCAACUUGAAUUUGACAUGUGCUGCGUCUGGCAAACCAAACCCCAGCAUAAAAUGGAUUAAGGUUGGCAGUUCUGACUUUCUAUCUAAUGCCUCACUGCUCACUGUUGUGAAUGUAACCAGACCUAGGACAGCAAACAGCAGAAUCCAGUAUCAGUGUAUAGCUGGUAAUGGAGUGGAGACACCUGCUAUAGCUACAGCCAACAUCAUGGUGAACUGUAAGUAUGUAGGUAAAAUAGUUAUACACUGUGCAUUACUAUUUGACGUUGAAUACUUUUUCCCAUUUUUGAUGUCUUCUCAGUUCAGAGUUUUUUUUAGUUAAUCAACUGUCUGAUUGUUUUUUUGUUACAAUUUGGCAAAGGUUUCUUAUCAGUUCUCGAAAUAAUUUAUGAUCCCGCUCAUGAUCACGAAGACGACUUGAUAAUGAUGUUUCGAUUCGCUCUCACAAAGGGCUAUAACUCGAAAUGUCAACAUUAGAAUCUGUUUACUGUGGCUAUGUUACAUCAUCAAGUCAGUCGCUGAAACCAUAUUAUCUUAGAUUGCUUUUAUCUGCUUGUCCAGUUUUUUUUAUAACGGAGCUCACAGCGCAGCCCCAUUAUUAUACGAAAUAGUAUUAACCCAUCAAGCCGAAAAAAAUUGAAGUUACAGCCGUAACUGUUUCGCAGGCACUAUCUUAGCCAUUACGUAAUGGAAGGGGGAGGGAGAAGGUAAUGCGCAGGCGCAAUUGCGUACGUUACUUGGAUAUCCCGUUAGUGUACGCCAAGAGACACCGGCAGAUGACAAUGAAGUGCGCAUAUUCGAGUGCCGACCGUUAGUGCUGUGAAUCGCGGGCACAUGGUUAGAAAUUACACGAGGGUUUCACAUGGGCCAGUAGAUGUGAAACCGUGUAAGCAAAUAGUUUGCAAACCGCGUUUUGAGCGCGAAAUCAAACUGGUUAGGUUGUAGUUGAACAAUAAUUCUCAUUAUUUGCAAGUUCUAAUCAACUUGCAAAGCAACAAUAGCGGCAGAGCUAAACCUUCGUCAAUCUGAGGAAAUUGUUAUGAUUCAAGCUCGUGGAGAGAGGUUUUCGAAUGAAGAUAGGCUGGAAAGAAAGAGGCAGAGCGACCAAACAAAGUAAGAAGUAAAACGCGUAAAGCGAGUCGAGAAAAACGCGUAAGAAAGUUAGAAAAGACGCCAAAAUAGGCAGAAUAAGGCGAGAGGAAAGCGAAAGAGAACAAGAAAAGGCAUCAGUAAAUAUCUAGCGAAGAGCGAAUAUCUAGCGAAAAGUAACGCGUGAAGGAAAUACAAAGACGCUCCUGUAUCAGUCUCGUGAUUUUAUUCCUUUUUUUAGAUGCUCCUGGUGGCACAAAACUCAUUUCAGUUCCCAAGAACACCACAGUGCUUCGCCAAAGUCUCCUUACUUUAACUUGCCAAACGGAUGGUAGUCCUGAAGCUAAAUUUCAUUUAUAUUUUAAUGGUCGCCUCAUAAAGACCAGCGGCUCAGGGAUAUUUCAUGUUUCAGUGAUGUCUGAUGGUUCCUACACGUGUGUUCCUUUCAACAAAGUUGGCGUAGGAGAGAAUGCUAGUGUCAUUGUCGCAGCUGUUGGUAAGUUUACUUCGAUACAUCUCUGCGUAAAGAGAGACAUAGCAUUGUUACUUUGUAACGCACAGUGCUAAAAUCGUCUUCUGAUACUUUCGUUGAGGAAUUAAUUUUCCCCCAGCCUGUAGUGCAAGCGUCUUGCAAGUGUGACAUAACGUGAAAAAGCUCACGAUCGAUCACGAAAGAAGUGUAGAGACGUAGUCGAGUGUUUCCUCCCACUUCUUAAGGGCUUUAACCGCUUCCUAAGUGCCUUACAAUAGAGCAGAGCACAAUCAAGGCUUCUCCAUUUGUUUUAUAAUAAAGAAUCCGUUGAAUUCCCCACACAUUACUUUCAAUUCCCAACAGAAACUUUAUUUCCAAAGAGAAAAAGUGUGGUCAGGAUGCGCUAUACUCUCAUAAAGCACGCUACAAUAAGCCAAUCAGAAUCCCUGUUAGAACGGUUAAAAUAAUCUGAUUGGCUGUACAAGACAACAGCUGUCAAAAAUGUCAAACCAUCAAAGUUUAAAAACCGUCAAAGUUCACAAUCUGCGAUUACAAACUGAAAUGGUGCAGCAGGUCGAAUAUUUAAUUUAACACUGUUACGAUGAACAUAAGGAUAACGAGCGUAAACACAACUCAACAACUUUAAUGGCGGCUCACCUAAAGACCACGAGUUCUGAUCACAUAACAAUAGGUCACGUGAUACAAAAGUACAUGUUAAUUUAUGCAGUAUCACAACGUCUUUCCUUUUGUAUAGAAAGUGUCUGAAAUGAGUUCUUGCAAACUGCUACUGAGUUCCUCAGCGAAAAAAAAACAAUAACAAAAACAGUAACAGUUUUUAAAAAUAGAGCUUCCAAAAAGCAUUAAGUGUUAGUGGCAAACGUUCGGAAAAGUGCCGGUCGUUUGACAAUUGGACCACUCGUUGUAACAGUUGGAGGGGGCGCAAGUCCUACAUGUUCAGCAGCAGGUUUCACAACAGGUGAGGGUCCGCUUGAAGCACUGAUUGCAGGGGCUCAGCUGCUGCUUUUGCAACUAUGUGGAAAUCUGACUGCGGCACUGAUCGCAGAGGCUCACAUGCUUGUUUCGCAACAGGCGGAGAAUCAGAUAGUGGCACCAUUUGCAGCUGUCGGUAAUUUCGAGGUUCGACCACCCGACACAACCACAUAGGAACGUGGGCCAAACGUUUUCUUGCAAACAGCUUCCGUCCAGGUAGACUCGAAUUUAACGACUCGUCGGGCCUCUUCAUAUUGACAAUCUGUCAACUCAAGUAGUGCUUUACCUUUCAGGAUGUAGUAGUAAGCCUGUUUUUGCUGAGAGUUAAUCAGCUUUUCUUACACAUCCUGUGGGGGAUCUCACUUAGGCUCUAGUUUUUUACUUGACAAGGGUAACGAAUUGCGUGUUCUCCUGCUGAACAGCCUUUGCGCUGGGAUAAACCAAUUUCCGUAGGCGUGUUACGAUAGCCGAGGAGGGCAAGAUAUGGGUCAAAAUUUCCAUGCAUUGCCUUUCUCAUGAUGUUUUCACAGAUUUUCAGAGCACUCUACUUUGCGAAUUGCGUGGAGAGGUAGUAAAAUGCUGAAAGUGCCAGUCACAUGCAAACUUUGCAAACUCUGCAGAACCAUAUUGCGGUCCAUUGUCAGAAAUCUCCGGAAUUCCAAGGCCGCUAAACUGCAUUUAAUUUUCAACUUCUCAAUAACAGUUGUAGAAUCUGUCGUGUCGAGCUUAUCCACCUCAGAGAAAGAAGAGUAGUAAUCCACAGUAAUCAGGUAGUGGCAUUGGUCAAGCAAGAACAGAUCAGCAACGAUCUUUUGCCAAGGCCUUGAAGAAAUUCCAUGGGGUAUCAGCGGUUCUCGAGGCUGUGCUAGCUUGUGCCAACUGCAGAUAUUAUAUUUAAUAAUGAAAUAUUUAAACUCAGCUGGAACUUUAUCCAGAAUACUAGACCAACCUUCUAGGACAGUUGAAAUAAGGAUCUGAAGUUUGUCAUCCGAGGCGGUCCCUUCCUUAAAUUCCUUUAAUCGUGUUCGGUCUGUGCGCGAGGCUCGGGACUGGGGAUAACAUAUAACCAUCAAGCUUCCUUUUUUGGUACUUUACAUCAAGGUUGUAACGCUGCAAGCGCAAAAAUAUCCUCUGGAGACUCUUGAGAGCAGAGCUAAGGUCCUUCUUAAAGUUAGCUUCAAGGGGAUGAUGAUCUAUUUUAACACGUACCACAUCUCGACCAUACAGGUACGUAUCGAACCUUUCACAAGCAAAAAUAACGGAGAGAAGUUCCUUCUCAAUCCGAGCGUAGCGACUUUCCGCUGGAGUUAGAACUUUUGAAGCGAAUGCAACGGGCUGACCCUCCUGAGGUAAGGAGGUGCCAAGUCCACUAAGAAACGUGUCACUUUCAAAUGUGACUUCCCGUGUUGAAGUUUUAUUGACAUCAUAAAACUUCAACACAGGAGCUUUACAAACAAGAUUCUUGAUACUUUGGAAAGCUUCAUCAUGAACAGGCAGCUAACACCAUUCAGCAUCCUAAGGGUUCAGUCGCCUUAACGUUUUGCGGACACUGGAAAGGUGUGGUAAGAACUUCGCUAGGUAAGUAACCAUGCCAAGAAAUAUCUUUAAGGAUUUCACAUCUGUUGAAGUAGGUAUGUCACGUAUGGCACGAACUUUGUUUAGGUCAGUCACAACACCACCCGCUGUGAGUAAGUGGCCCAUGAAUGAUACUUGUGAUAAGCGAAGCCUAAUCUUCUGAAGAUUAAGUGUCAGGUUAAACUCACGCCAUCUUUGUAUGAAGGCGGUUAAAUUCUGAUCAUGAUCCUUCGUUGCUUCAUCUACUGUGUCUACAAAUCCACAAACCAAGAAAUCAUCGCCGAUCACCUCAACUCCUUGAAGACCCUCAAUUGCUUCAUGCAUCUUUCGCUGUCAUAUCUCAGGCGCAGAACUUAUGCCGAAUGGCAUCCUCAGCCAACGAAAAAGGCUAAAAGAGGUGUUAAAUGGGGUAAGGUAAGUGGGGUUUUCAGACAGAUUCACCUGCCAGGAGCCGUUUUUAGAAUCUAAAACACUAAGAAACCUUGGCAUUGGUUAGACGAGAGAUGACAUCUUGAACUGACGGUAAGGCGUAGUGAGGGCGUUUAAUGGUAGUGUUCAAAUUUUUGGGAUCCAAACAAUGCAGACUGAUUCAGCUUUCUUGGGAACUGCUAACAGGAAUAAUUAUCUCGUCAGCAAUCAUUUUGUUAAGCUCUGUCUUCAUUGCUUCCUUCUUGGGAGCAGGCACUCUUCGUGGGAACUACACGUAGAACAUCCAUGUUAAACUGAAUGUUGUUUUCCCCAGGUAAUUAUAAACAGCCAAUGCCUUGAAGCACAUUAGUAAAUAAGAAUAAGUACUGGAUCCUUUGUGACAUCCUCAGAAACUACGGACUCUAUCUUUGGAGCUGCGACUACUUUAUUGACAGGGGUAUCAAAACAAGGCACAAAAAUUUUUACAAGACCCAUGCCUUGAGAUGACUUCAAACCAAGCACAAGUAUAACUCCUUGAUCAACAAUAACAGUUAAGUUCAUGCUUGUUACGGUUGUCCUACUUUCAACCUUGCAGAACCAAGAGCCUUUCGCUUCGAAGGAUCGUGCAUAACCAGUGUGAUUUCCUUCGGAACAAUGUUGGCUUUAGUGUAAUCUUUCGUUGCCUUGAUGUAAUCCUGCAGUGGCAGAAUAUGUGCAGAGGAACCAGUGUCAAUUUUAAAUGACACUGAUGCUGAAUCAUUCGAAAUGAGCGAAACAAGAGCUUCAUCUUUACAACUAAUACUAUGGAUAUAAAAGACUUCUUGUUCGAGUAUGUGGACCUUUGUAUCUUCAGACUUGCUUCGACACGACUGCAAAAUGGCCUUUGCCACAUUUCUUACCAUUCCAACCUGAAGCUGGACACAAUUACCUUUCCAGUACGCGUGUGCCACUUCUGCUGAGAUCUGUUUCGCUCGCGAGUGAGCAACUUCAUUUCCCUUGAUAGUUGCGAUCGCUAUAUCCAGGUUAAGGUUUCAUUUUCCGAAGCUUUUCACAAACUCUGUCAUUCACGCAGCGCGCCAAAGACGCACGAUUGUGAGAGCUUCAUCAAUGCAGUGACGUACCUAUCGAGCGAUUCAUUUGACAACUGCUCACAUUUGAAUAAGAAAGACAGGAACACAGCGGCAUAGAAGUUUUUGCAGUAGUACUGACAGCAGCCAUGAUACUUCUCAUGCAACGUGCAACGAUCCAAACAUAUUUUGAACGCAAACUAUAGACUUAAGUGAGCCUACCAAUCACGGACGAAGGAUUGGAAUUGGAUACUUCGAAGCUAAGAAGUAAUCCUCGACAAUUUGGUCUAAAUCCUACUCCUGACACCGUGUCACGAUUAACGUAAGGACACCGAGCGUAAACACAACUCAGCAACUUUAGGGUGGCUCACCGAAAGACCACGAGGACUAACUACAUAAUAGUAGGUCACGUGAUUCAGAAAUGCAUGCUAAUUUAUGCAGUAUCACAACAAACAGUUUUUCCUGAAGUUUUUUUUAGUCUCUAAUACGGAGUCUGAAAGUGAAAUGUUCGGUGAGAUCCGGUCGAAUUGUGCCUCCCAUGUUUUUUUCACAUGACAAUUGAAAAACAAAUUGUUUAAGGCGAGCGUUUCAUGAAUGAACGACAGCCGAAAUUUACCGGAACAUGAAGAUUGCUCGGGAUGACAGUACUGUAAAACUCGGCUGCAGUGACUGAUGUGGCCUUCCACUCAAGGCAUCCGAAAGGACAUCAGAGCGAGCUAUUUGUUGUUCAUUCGAAGGGCGGCCGAUUUAAUUUCUGAGGCUUUCUUCACUGCAAUGACCGGAGAUCGCCAUGAUGAGCGAGCCAGCCGCGAUGGACCUUAACAUGAUUGUGGUCGCUCUGAAACCGUCAUGACUAGUAUAAAUUUUAACAGUUAUGCCCAUUUGGCCAUAUUUUUCAUCAUUUCUGGUUUGUUCUGUUUUGUUUUUGAACACGAAAUCUUGGAUACUAUACGAGUGUUAGCUGUAUUUGAUUUUUAUUACCGUACAUAAGCUUGCAAUCUAACCGAGCGUGAAAACGUUCAAAACUCGGACUGUCCAUUUCGUUCACUCCUUGAGGACUUUCGUCUCUGCUCACGUUAUAAUAACGUAAAUUACGGCGCCUGGUAUGUUUACAAACCUUUGUUUGGUUCUUGUGUUGCUACUUGUCGGCUCGCUUGUUCCGAAAUCUCACUUUCAAUUAACGAAAUACAGCUAAAGAAAAGUCCCGGAAAAGGUCGGACAUAGCACAAUUUGGCAGAUGGCGUGACAGCUUUGGUUCAAUUCGAUGCUCUAUGCUGUAUACUCUCAUAGAGCACGCUCUUUCAACCUUUGAUGGCGUGCGUUAUAUCCGAACUUUAUUAUAACUGCUUUUAUUUGAUUUGAUGUCCUUUUAUAAUAAUUAGUUGUUGGUUCGUAGAUAGAGGCGGUGCUGUGGAGGGAGCGGGGGAAGUUCACUCCCUUGAUACAAAUUUCUUUCUCUCCCAAGGCUUCCGCUGCCAUUCUUAUCAAAGAUGACGGCCAUAAUCUUCGCUAAGAAAAUACUGAGCACUCAUUCGCCAAAAUUACGUAUGCUCAUUCUAAUGGAAAUGGUGAGAUGUUUCAUAUCUUAUUAGAUGUUUUUCAACGCAUUUAAGAGUAUUAUCUUGUUAGGCCACGAAAAUUGGCUCGUUACCACAGAGUUACCAGUGCUCAAAUUCUAUAUGCUUUUGGCAUAGCAUUGCAAUUUCCAACAUAGUGCUUUACUAUUUCACAGGAAAAUGUAGGCCUCUUGAUACGGUCAUAAGUAGUAUGAUAGUUAUAUUUUCUAACAUAAAAUCGUAAUGUUACCGGUAUUGAUCUGAAAGUUUUUCUUUUAUCAGAUGCUCCACACGUCAUAGUUUCACCAAAAGUAAAAACCGUCGUCGAAGGGAGCAACUUGAAUUUAACAUGUUCUGCGUCUGGCAAACCAAAUCCCAGCAUAAAAUGGAUUAAGGUUGGCAGUUUUGACUUUCUAUCUAAUGCCUCGCUGCUCGCUGUCGUAAAUGUAACCAGACCUAGGACAGCAAACAGCAGAAUCCAGUAUCAGUGCAUGGCUAGUAAUGGAGUGGAGACACCUGUUACAGCUACAGCCAGCAUCAUAGUGAACUGUAAGUAUGUA
Messenger RNA from Pocillopora meandrina, 7761 nucleotides. The record is from the annotation of a GenBank genome assembly. Lineage: Eukaryota; Metazoa; Cnidaria; Anthozoa; Scleractinia; Pocilloporidae.